UUGUAUUUAGAGUUAUCUUUUCCUGAUAAGUGCAGACUGCUUCCUGUGAUGGCGGUAACGCUCCGUGUUUCUGUCAGAAGUGUACAUGGUGGAAUUUAAGAAGUUAGUGACAACAGCGCUUCAGUCAUGAAUAUUCAAGAACUGAAACUAUCGUUCCCCUACGAUUUCUUGAACACUUAAUCAAGACUCGUUAUGAUUCAAAGUCGCAAUAUUUCACUGCAAGCACGGGGGCAAAGGGAGAAUCCAUUAAUUUGAAUCGGACAACGACACCGAUUUCAGUGAUAGUCACGUCUGAGUUUGAAAACGUCAGUGUAUCGAUAACCAGAGACAUAUUUCAGUGUCAACAUGGCAUCUUACGCUGUGCAUUUAAAGAAUGGGAAGAAUCAAAUAAAAAAUUAAAAACAAAAACAAAUGUUGAACAUCUGUCAGAUUCACCUACGUUUGAAGUUAAAAAGUGCCAUGUGGUUCUUCAUGAUGUACUUGACAACACAUCAAAGAAACAGUUAGAUCAGUCUAGCAGCUGUCACAUAACACCCAGAAGAAAAAAUGUCAAGAAGGAACUUUCUCAACUGAUAAGAAACAAACAUGUGAAAGGGUUAAAGUCAAGGAAAAGGGGAUCAGAAACCAGAUGUACAGGGCCUGCAAUUAAGAAAGACAAAGUAUCACCUACAUUGAAAACAAGACAGGUGAAUGUUGAACAGAAAAUUUUAACACCCAAAGUCAGAAAUUAUGCAACAAGAAACAAACAGCUCUCCACAACAAGCAAAGAAGACAUGAGUGCUGAUGAAUGUGAAAAACAACAUUUAAUGAAAAGCAUAAAUCUUCGUCCAAGCAGAAAUAUAGUAGAUUGGUCAUCUUUAGUUGAAAGUGAAAGUGAUUCUCAUGAUGUCUGUGAUGAUCCAGGAGAGGUUAGUCCAGAUACUUCUCCAUUAAACCUGGAUGUAAACAACACGUCUGCACCAAGGGACCCUGAUAAGUUGCCCGGGGGACAGGAUGAGGUUCAGAUGCCAGUCCUUCCAAUUAUUAUCACUGUAUCCCCAUCAGAUGUUCCACUCAUGCAAUCUAAAUCCCAUCUUUCUCAAGCACCAGUGAAAACAUCCACUGCACAAACUGGUCUGAUUCCUCAACCAACUUCAGCAAAGCUGGCCCCAAGCAUUCCACAGAAGACCUUUCCAUCACCAACAGUUGGGAACCCACCAGAUCAUCCACAAUCAGCAACACCUUCUGCAUCAACACCAGCAAAGACUGUGCUAACUCCAUCAACACCAACAACAUGUCUUUCUGAUACAAUCCUAAAGACAACUCUGCUUUCAACACCAUUAAAGCCGCUACUCUCUCAGCCAAAUGAAACUGAGGUACUUCUUGAGACACCGACUUCAAUGCAUCCACCACUCCAGGCAACCCCAGCACAGACGCUUCAUCCUCUGGAUAACAAUGGCAGUGCACAACUCUCUCAACCUGACCAAGACAAUACAAGUCUUCCUCCACCUUCCCGAAAAAAACAACCUCUUCUUCAAGGAAAGAAAUACAAGACAAUUCUCCCUAAAAUGGGAAAGAACAUAGCAAAAGCCAUUAAACCAAUAGACAGAAAGGUUAACACAAAGGUUCAGACAAACUUGCUGGACCCUCACAUGUCUAUGUCUAAGGUAUUUCCAGUACAAGUUGUUCCAGGAGAAAUUCAGGUGACUGAAGGUCAAGAAGGGCAGUUAACUCUCACAGCCCAAAGUGAAACUAAAUCUGAUACAUUCGAAAGCGUGGAAGACACAAAAGUGUCAUUUUAUACCAAUAUUUCCAAGGGUAUUGAAAAGAAGCCACUUAAUUAUCCCAAAGAGUUCAAACCCGUCAUGAUGCAAGAUGACAUCUCUAUUCCCAUCGUCAUCAUUAUUAAAGAGGUAAAGAAAAAAGCUUCGAAAGGAAGAAAACCGGUAACAGUACAGGAAAAAGUAGAACUUGUGUCAGAACUUCAAGAUACAUCAGAAACUGUUUAUUCAGCUAAUGUAUCUGACGAGACGAACAGCUCCAGAGGAGCUAUUGAACAUGGUUCUCUGAAGGAGAAAAUGACAUCAGACACACUGAAAACAUUCAUCCUCUUCCUCCCGGGUGACAUUUCAUCUGAAGACUCAACCGAAGAUUAUUCUGAUGAGACAGAAUUACAAAAACGUUCAAGAUUGUCAGUGGUGUACACACACAGUGCUAAUAUGACAGACCUGAACUCCAGCCUGUACACCAGACUAGGUGUCGGAAACGUCAUUCCUGGGAUAGACUUUCUUAUCACCUCCUCUGUGUUACUGAAGACUGUUUCUGAUGAGUGGUACUACAUUCAAGGUGGAGUGGAUGGUGUUGAGGGAACUGUUUUACUUGGGCCCUUUGCACUAAUCUUUCAUCCAGUACCAUACCUAAACUUCAUCAAGGUGACUGAGCCAGCUACAAGAGUACCUCGACACAUCUAUGAGAGACAGAGAAAGAGGUGGCUGGAGAAACAUGACAGGAGGCGCUUUUCCCGCCCAAGAGGUGGUGCUCUUGCUGACCAAAACCUUGUCAGUAAGGAUCAUGACUACUUCACUAACCAGUCAGACAGGAGACAGAAGAUGGAAACAACAGAAGCAGGUUCUGAAAAGGUGAAUGGUGGUCCAAGGGAGAUAACUCCACACCAAGGAUCAGUUGCAGACAUCACUUCAAAAGACGAGGAGGUGGUCAUUGUGUCUGUGCGAGGUGUAGACCCAUUUGUGGUCAAGGAAGUUGCAGAUUCAGCUGCUGUGGCGGAACAGGAGGAUGAAGACCUGUAUACAUACAAUGAAGACACCGAGCUGCAGAUCCCAGUUGUUGGUAGCUUAGUUGAGGCCUUGGGAAAUAAAGAGAAAAAGAAAGUUGUACCUCAAGUUGCAGACAGCAUCUACGAGGAUGUUCCCUUUGAUGAAGUGCCUGCUGUUGUUGCCGAGUCUACACUAGCAUCUGUUGGUGUACAAAUAAACUACCGGCUGCUAGGAAAACAGGGUAUUGACCUGUCCACACAGAAACAGACUCCAGUUGUUGAGAAUGAUGACUCGCAUCACUUACCCAUGAGAUUCACCUGCAGAUACUGCCUGAAAUCUGUAUAUGACAAUUUCCGACUUGCUGAGCACAUCCGCACAUGUCAUCAAGAUAGACCUGGAUUUAUAGAAUAUGCACGUCAAGUCAAGUUCAAGGAAGGCUUCCGUUGCCAAUACUGUGACAAGGCUCCUGUGUUCCACAGUCACGAUAGCAUUCGCAACCACCUCCGGGUCCAUCAUCCCGAUAAAGUCUCCAUUCCAGAACCAUUUGUUUCAAGAAGGACUUGUCAAACAUGCAAAAAGGUGUUCAGCACAAGAACAGUUUUGAUGACACACAUAAGACGAAUGCAUGAACAUAAACGUCUGCUUUGUGACAAAUGUCCAGCCAUCUUUAAAAGUGAACAAGGACUCCGAGAUCAUAUGAAUGGCAUGCACGACAACAUAAGGAACUAUAUUUGCCACAUUUGUGGAAGUGCUUAUGUCAUUAAUGAUUAUUUAAGAAAACACAUCAGACGUGUUCACAACAAAUCACAGAAAUCUGACAAAACCAAGGACACAGCCAAACCAGAAAAGAAAAAACCAAAACCAAGAGGGGAGACGAAGAAAUGCCCCCUAUGCAAAUACAGCUUUGAUUCCCUCAACAUGAAAAAACAUCUCAAACAGAUUCAUGGAGAGACCAAAUCAGUUGAGAAGAGAUGUCCAGACUGUCCUGAAACAUUUCCUAGUCGCUGCUUGCUAGAAUAUCAUCGCAGCACCACUCAUGACUAUGCAUACCAGUUAAACUGUCCCUUCUGUGGAAUUGCCUAUGUACAGUCUAAGGCAAUGCAAGAUCAUGUAUUGUCCGUUCAUUUAGACAUAAAGCUCCAUCAGUGUGCCAUGUGUGAUAAGAUCUUUCCACGGCCAAGUCCACUGAUAGAGCACAUGCUGACUGAGCAUAAGGGAAAAAGCAUCCUUGAAGAGAACCGGAAGCUGAGGUGUCCACACUGCUCAGACAUUUUCAGGACCCACAAGGACCUAGUGGAGCAUGUUCUGUCACCCAGUCAUCAUGAGAUGUUUCCACACAGGUGCCCUACAUGUUCCAAGAGGUUCAUGCAUGAGACUGUACUGAACCAUCACAUCAGUAUCUUACACUCCAAUGAUGCAGAGUUUGAGAUCCGAUGCAACUCGGACAAAGACAAGUUUGUUCAGAUGGUGGUUAAGGAGGAUGUUCAACACCUUGGGGAACUUCCACCCAAGGCUCAGGAAGCUUUGAAGAGGCUGCAGAAUGAGGGGAAGCAUGUGAUGAUCGUGGCCAAGAGAGUUGUCCAGAAGGAUCAAGGCAGCUUCCAACAGACUCAUGACAAACACCAGACAGUACCAGAGACUGAUAUCAACCCUACUGGGAAAAAUGAAGAGUUUACUCAAACCGCUUCUCAAACGGUGCAGGCAGUGACAAGCAGUGCAGGUUUCCCAUCUGAUGUAGAUAGUGCUACACCAAAGGUGCAGCUGGUGAGUAGCAGUGCAGGUUUCCCAUCUGAUGUAGAUAGUGCUUCACCAAAGGUGCAGCUGGUGACUAGCAAUGCAAGUUCUCAAACUGAUGUUAACUAUACUGGUGUGAUUAAAAAAUCCGACAUUAAGUCUCUGAAGAAGAACAAAAUUGCAGCCAUAUCUGGAGAAACAACAAAUGCUGUGUCUGUUAUUCAGCACCAGAUGUUAGAGGAGGAGGGGGCGAUUGUGGUGAUGGAGGAGACUGGAAGGCUUGAAGGUGGUGGGAGUGUUGAGGACAGAAGGGAGUAUAGUUACACACUGACACAAGACCCUGGAAGGCAAGAUGGGAGUGAGAGUGGUCUGGAGAAGUAUGUAGUAGAAGAAGACUCUGGCAAAAAAGAAGAGAGGGUUGUUGAGGAAUGUGUGGCAGCAGAACACAUUGCGAGACAAAACCAGAGCGUUCCGGAGAAGCAUAUUUUUACACUGGACACAGGGACACUAGAGGAACCACAGGAGAUCUAUGUUAUACAGGAAGAUGGUAGAAUGCUGAAGGUGAAUGACAGUGUUCUUGGGGCACAGUUUAUGGUAACUGAGGACAUUGGAAGUACGGGUGAAAGGGAACACAUGGAAGCUGAAAGGAUGCAGGCAUCUGAUACACUCCUGGAGGAGAGAUACGUGGUCGGGAAAGACAUUGGGCAGCAAGUUGAAGGUGGCAACAUUGUAGUGGAAAGAAUAGAGAACUACAUGGUGGCCGAUAACAUGGGUAGCACGGAGCCUCAUUAUCUGGUCGCAGAACAGAUUGGAAGGUUGGAUGAGGAUGGGAAUAUUAUUGAGGACAAUGUGGUGUUUCAGGAGGAAGAGCCUGUCUCUGAUCUUAUGUACUUUUUCCAAAACCAGUAAUAAUAUCUUUCAUUGCCAGCUUUGUGGAUCUGAUGAGCCUAUCAUGCUGGGAAAAUGAAAUGGAACUGAAUAUAACAACAGAUCAUUUGCUGUUAUGUUUUCCAAAGGGAAAAGGCACAGUGGGGUAGACUCAGUGGGUAACAUGUUCCCUCGUCACACCAAAGACACGGGUUCCACUCCACUCACUCAUGUCUUGGUCACAUGCCUUGGUAGAUAUACCGAUUGCAGAAGUUGGUUUCUGAAUAUUUACCCCACAAGUCAGGAAAUGUUUCACAUUUUCAAGGUUGUUUCUUUCUUCCUCCACUUUGGUCCAU
This is a messenger RNA of Haliotis rubra (blacklip abalone), 5710 nucleotides long. RefSeq lists its product as uncharacterized. The record is from RefSeq and is a predicted model, not a curated record. Gene Ontology annotation, molecular function: DNA-binding transcription factor activity, RNA polymerase II-specific; RNA polymerase II cis-regulatory region sequence-specific DNA binding. NCBI's taxonomy places the organism in Eukaryota, Metazoa, Mollusca, Gastropoda, Lepetellida, Haliotidae. The coding region runs from base 774 to 5396 and encodes 1540 amino acids. The transcript is spliced from 6 exons.